AUGGCUGAUUUAUUGCCUCAAUGUCUUAUUCAUAAAAUACUGUGUCUGCAUAGUUUUAAGAGAGCAGCCCAGUUGAGUAUUCUUUCUAAAACAUGGCUGCAAGCGUGGUUGACUAUUCCCAACUUGAGUUAUUCACUUGGUUAUCUCGAGCACAAUAUGAAAAAAGUAAUGGAUAAUAUCAUGGAGAGAUAUCGAGAUGGAAAAAUCCCUAUUGAAAAGUUAGAUUUAUCAUACUCUGUUUAUUCUAAUGAAGUUUUCCCUCUGUUUAACAAGUGGCUUGAUAUUGCACUUCAGAAUGGUGUAAAAGAUCUUGUCUUUCGAGUUCCUAGCCACCUUACGUCAUACCCAUUGCCUAUGCUAACAAUCUUGGCAACAAAAUCUUUAAGAGAAUUAGUAUUAACAGGUUGUGAUUUGUACUGUGUUUCAUUAUCUAGUGGUGUGGUGAAUUGCUAUUCGUUGAGAAAGCUUUCUCUAACUCAGAUUGAGCUACUGAAUAAUCUUCCAAAGAUCAAGUCGGUUUUUAUUCGGAAAUCUGGCACACAGCUUGUUAAAAUUCAAGCACCAUCUCUUGAACAUUUAUCUUAUUUUACUGGUGGGGAAGAGUUUGCUAUGUUCGAUAUUGAUGCUCCAAAUUUGGUGUCAUUGGAGUAUAAGGGAUUUAAAUUUCCUGCAACUUUUAUGGAUGCUAAUUUGCAAUGGAGUUGUUAUCCUACGAGAUUCGUCCUUGAUUCAACUAGCGAAACAAUUGCAAGUUUCAUGGACGUUUUAAUGCAUAUGAUGAGCUCGAGUCAUUCUACUUCUCAUGGAAGCAACAAGCCUUUGCAUCGUCAAUUAAAAGAAGUUAAAGCCGAUAAAUAUGAUUGGGAAAACCAGAGAUGGCAUUGUGAUCCUGUGGAACUUGGAAGUGAAAGGAUGGCAAUAAGGGACCUUAAGGAUAAGUUUUGCUUUUUAUUAUAUUGGUCAUGCAAUUAA
Molecule: messenger RNA, 972 nt
Organism: Solanum tuberosum (potato)
Lineage: Eukaryota; Viridiplantae; Streptophyta; Magnoliopsida; Solanales; Solanaceae
Product: F-box/LRR-repeat protein At3g26922-like
Exons: 2
Coding region: 1-972 (323 amino acids)
Source: RefSeq, a predicted model, not a curated record